Messenger RNA from Limulus polyphemus (Atlantic horseshoe crab), 595 nucleotides. RefSeq lists its product as uncharacterized. Lineage: Eukaryota; Metazoa; Arthropoda; Merostomata; Xiphosura; Limulidae. The transcript is spliced from 3 exons. The record is from RefSeq and is a predicted model, not a curated record. The coding region runs from base 56 to 595 and encodes 179 amino acids.
UUGGCAAAUAAUGCAUAGAAUAGUUAAUUAAUAUAUGGUGACUUGACAUGUGUCUAUGUGGGGGUAUAAUUGUUUGUGUGUAUCUUUUUCCAGAAGAUUGCUGUGGCUACAUGUCUGUAGCAAGUCUGCAGGUGCUACAGAUCUUUAUAUUUUAGAGUCCUCGCUACUAGACGGAAGUCAGAGAGAAGUUUUGUUUCAAUCUGAAGAAGAAAUAUUGGAAGACUUGAGCCUAACAGAGGAAAACACCAAAAGAUGUUUGAUUUUUGCUUCAAAUAUGUCUGUUGUUUGUAGUCUUUCUAAUGUUACAUGGAUGAUUGAAGCAAACCUUUCCACUUCAUCAAAGAAACCCAUAACAUCAUUUGCUUUACAAGGAAAUCAUGUAUUUUUUACAUCAAAUUCUAAUGCUUAUGACAUUUGGCUUACUAAAACUUUGGCUUCAGUCUCUUGGCCAGUGUUCUCAGUUGAUGUGAUUUCAACCUCAAAAGUGAGUGUAGAAAGAAAUAUUUGCCAAGAAUCAAACUGCAGUGGACUCUGUAUCCCAAUAUCUAAGAGAAAGAUACAGUGCAACCAAAUAUCCAGAGAAGGUAAGAUUUGA